This is a messenger RNA of Truncatella angustata, 372 nucleotides long. RefSeq lists its product as uncharacterized. Lineage: Eukaryota; Fungi; Ascomycota; Sordariomycetes; Amphisphaeriales; Sporocadaceae. The coding region runs from base 1 to 372 and encodes 123 amino acids. The transcript has a single exon. The record is from RefSeq and is a predicted model, not a curated record.
AUGUCUUCCACUUCACAGCCGAGUCCACAAGCUGCGCAACUUCCUCCACGCCUCUCCCAGCUCUGGUUUGCGGAGAAGCUCUCACGCAAGCAGGACGUAUUGACUUAUUCCCUGCUGACUCUCGCAACGGGACGUCUGCUCUAUAUCACCCAGGUGCAACGGCGUAGAUUGAAGGGCCCGAUGAAUGUAGUCGCCCCGCAACUUGUCGUCUGGGCCAUCUUCUGGCCUACCGCGCUUGUUUGCUUGAGGUCGGGCAUCAAGUGGGCAGACAAGAUGGUCGUCAGAUCAGGCCUUGACAGACCAGCCGAGGCGAAAAAACACGGCAAGACGGAGAAGGCAGAGAUCGACGGAGACGAGAGAAGAGAUGCGUGA